This is a messenger RNA of Uloborus diversus, 3869 nucleotides long. Its product is annotated as mucin-2-like. Bases 1 to 3846 code for a protein of 1281 amino acids. The transcript is spliced from 11 exons. The record is from RefSeq and is a predicted model, not a curated record. Lineage: Eukaryota; Metazoa; Arthropoda; Arachnida; Araneae; Uloboridae.
AUGGGCUCCCCUCCAUACCUUUCAUUUUCUUCCGAUGCUAGUAUAGACUGUAACGACAGAAAGACGGUGUGUCGUCAUGAUGUCAGACAAAUUGAAAACUAUGCCCAUGUCUAUCAAGAUGAAAUUCAGUCUGCUCAUUGGGAAAGCACAUCAACCACAAUUUACACAACUAUGUUAUAUUAUCGAGAAACACCGGAGAGUGCUAAUGUAAAUGAUGUCCAAACUUUGAGGAAUAUUUCCAAAGAUGAUUCAUCAUCGAACUCAAGUUUUCAGUUUUUGUCCCACGAUGUGAGCUUUAACUCUACGACUACAGCGGAUGAAAUUUCUGAAGCCGAAAACGUAGAGUCUGAAACUUAUACAGAUAAAAUUAAGCCCAUUAAUGAUGAUAUUAGUAGUGAAACUUCUGCUAAUGCUAAAGGUGAAAUCAAAGAUUCUGGAAAUUAUAAAUCAUCCCAGCAUGAACACACAGUUUAUUCUCAAGCGAUGGAAGAAAAGGAAAAAAUUGAUCAGAAUGCAAUAUCAGUUCAUAUAGAAACAACUGAGAGCUCAACAGAAUUGUCGACAGAUAAGAUCGAAAGUACACUUGAGUCGAAACAGCAAACGAGUACUUUUUCUGGAGAUGCUAAUGAAGACACUAAGAAGACUACAGUUCAAAAUGAGCAAAGUGAGGAUAAAAAUAAAAUAUCAGAAAAUCCUAAAAGUUCACAGUUUGAAACUUCAUCUGCUUUUCCAGAAGUACCAACUGAAGCUGUUGCUGAUGAGACGACUGUGACCACAGAUAUAUAUGAACAGACGAAAGAAGAUCUUGAAAUGAAAUCAACCCGUAAAAGAAGCUUAAACUCCACCAUAAGUUCCAAAUCUGAUGAGAUAAACCCAACGACUGCUUUCAGAGCUUCAACAGAAAUUCCAGAAUUUCAAACAUCAAUUAGCACAUCCAUUUCUGAGCAUUCGAAGCAAAGUGUUUCAAGUAAAUUAGAAGUUUCAGCCAGUAUGAAAAAAGUCAGUCAGAAACUACAAGUAGAAGAUUCUGAUUCAGAAGGGCAUGAAGUUACUAUUUUCUCCCGAACUGCAUCUACUGAUUUGGAAUCCACUACUAAUAGCGUCUUAUCAAACAAGCAAAAUGGUAAUGAUGGAAAUAGUGGUACUUUUGGGUCUGUAGAAAAUGAUAAUUUAGAAAAACCUUUAGUUGCACUUUUAGAUGAACAUAUUAACCAAAACUCUGAUAUGAUGUCAAAUAUCAAAUUGCAACCAAUAAGCAUGCAUGAAAACAUAGAGCUUAGUUCAACUGAAAAAAUUAUUGCUAAUGAAAAAGAUGAAAUCAAUUCUGAAUCGUUUCUCAGUACUCAUUCUGAAGGGUAUCAAAGUAGCCAUCCAGCUCUUGAUACCUUUACAGAAUAUCCUUCACUGGGGAGUACUUUUGAUCCAGAUGGUGUCACAAAUCAGGAUCCUCCUGACCCGGAUUCUGUUACGUUUUCCAUUGAAAACUCCGAAAUGAAAGAGCGUGAAUUAGAUCGUCCUGUUGAUGCGUUAAAUACAUCAACAGAAAUUGAAGGACAACAAAAUGGACUUACGAAGUACGAGUGGAAUCUUGUAAAAAGACUGGAGGAAGAUAUGUACGGUGAUGAACCAAUUUCAAACGAAUCUUCUAAAGUUGUAAAAAUAGAUGAAUCUUUUCUAGAUAAAGCUCAGAUCUUCUCGCACCAGCUAUUGCCUCAUGAUGAUCCUGAUGUAACAGUUGGCAUGUCCAAGGAAAACGUUGGAGUUGACGAUAGUUCUAAAUUUCAUAGCCCCGAAGAGCUUACUACGGUCGCGUCUAGUAUUAAUUUUGAAAAGUCUGAAAGUAGCGGAAUAUUACAUAAUGGUGCCUCAAAUUUUGAUUUUGAAGGGAUGCUUUUACAAAAUAGAGUUACCCGCCCUUCAAAAUACACCAGCACCCAAGAAAGUGCAAAUAAGAAUUUGGAAGUUAGUGUUAGCAACGACAUCGCAGAAAUACAUCAUCCAGCAAAUUUAAAAACUCAUAAUUCUACUGUUCCUUACAGUGUUGAAGCAUUUAGCCUUUCCUUCGAGCCUCAGACAGCACAGUCAGAAGUCCGUCCAGUUAUGUUGAAAAUUCCUAGCCCACCAACUUCUGUUGUAUCAGCUUCGUCCCAAGGUUCGGAACCUUCAACUGCUCAAAGCCAUCGGGGAUCAUCUCAAACCAUGUCUUUUGAAGUAGAAACCACCACACCAGGAAUUUCAAGCCCAAUUAUUCUGCCUAAUCCGGCGCCAAGUAACGCUGAUGAAAAGCUUGACAUAAGUACAGAUUUACCAACCACCGUGAUACAGCCAGAGCUUGCUGAAUCCUUAACUCAGAAAAAUUUUUCAGUUGGAAAUGUAGUAAGCAGUUCAAAUUCCACGAUAUCUGGAAUCGCUGUCAAGACCUCAGUAUCGGUUUCUAUUCCCGUGAUGGAUAACAGUAGUCACAACGCAGUAUUGAAAGCAGCUGAUUCCCUCCAUGACAAAGCGGAUCACGCUUCAAUGUCAGAAACCAUUUCUGGAUUAGAAAAGUCGAAUAUGAAUGUGCAGGGCAUGUGGAAACGCCACCACAUCUGCCUGGUAUAUGGUAUCAAACAAGUGAAUUUGACUGAUCAGUCACCUUCAUCGACCUCAACGCCUGCUCCAACCACGGAAUCGGGAGUCAGAAUCCGCAAGCCUAAAAUAAAGAUUCCUGGUAUCGGGGAUGCACAAAGCCGGGAACGUCGACCUUUCACUCCACGACCUCCUCCCAAGCCGUCGACCUCGGAAGGUCCCCCAGUGUCCAUCUUCAACAAGGCCAGAACUCGAAGGCCCUCAAUAACGUCGUCAACGACGGCCGCAUCUUUUCAUAAGUUAGCCACUGUACGUAUCCAUUAUGCCACUGGAGAUUCAGGUCUGAUACCACUUCAUCCAGACGUUGUUUUCUCUAUGGGUAAGGAACCCAGCACCACAACUGUACCUACGACGACGGAGACGGAGGAACCGUUCUCUGAUGAACCAUUCACUGAUCAGACUCAGACUCCCAGUGUGUCCGUGGAAGAUGACGUCACGUUGAUAAAGGUAGCUGGUUAUAUAGUUUUGGAGAAGGGGAUACGGUGGAAUGAACAGUUAGAUAAUAGACAUUCUCCUGCCUAUAAAGAAAGAGCAAAUUUUGUGCACCUUCAGCUCGAAAGGUUGUUUCGAUCAUCUGCAAUUGCACCUCGCCUAUGGAAAAUACGGAUUGAUGGCUUCAGUGGUCUGAAGGAUUCCAGGGCUGUCGCUGUGGAUUUCUUUGUGUAUCUCAUAAAGACAAAAGAAGACAUUAAACCCGAACACUUGACUGAAAUGUUCCACGACAAGCUGAAAAACAAUACUUUCUCCAGGUUUAGGGUGGACACCAGUAAAACAGCUUUCGAGUUACUUCAAGAAGAACACCUAAACAAGCCAAUCCCAAGCCCGGAGGAAUCUCCGGAACCCCCUAUUCCCCAGUGGGCGAUCGCAGUAAUCGUAAUUGGUGCAGCUUCUCUCAUCUUUAUCAUUCUCUUUGCUGCAGUCACGGUGUAUGGUAGGCAUCACAUGCGGCGCCGCUACAGCAGUAAGCUCAGCGAAGAGGACAUCGACAGGUCUGGAGAUUGGGAGAGCAAGAUGGCGUCGGCAUAUGAGAACCUGGCAGCUGACACCAUUUACGAUGCGGAGGACCUUCAGCGUGGGGACUCCUACAAAAAGCACCGGCAAGUUGCCACUUUUAAUGGCAGACCAUUAAGACCAAAACGUUGCGACAGCUGGUCAAGCAGUGACUGGUCAACAGCACCCAGAAGACAAAGACCUCAUGUUCACAGAAUAGUCUACUGAACGCAACAGCUGUCACUUGUAAA